Atta colombica is the source of this 2238-nucleotide messenger RNA. RefSeq names its product peroxisomal targeting signal 1 receptor (gene Pex5). The transcript has 9 exons. The record is from RefSeq and is a predicted model, not a curated record. Gene Ontology annotation, molecular function: protein binding. Gene Ontology annotation, cellular component: cytosol; peroxisomal membrane. Gene Ontology annotation, biological process: protein import into peroxisome matrix, docking. Bases 154 to 2112 code for a protein of 652 amino acids. NCBI's taxonomy places the organism in Eukaryota, Metazoa, Arthropoda, Insecta, Hymenoptera, Formicidae.
UCAGUUCCGGUGCAAAGUCUCGAUCACCAAAAUCUUGCUGCUCUGUAAUGUUCUGAAAGAGUACGUCACAAUAACGUUGAGUGUGUAACAACAAGGACGGAACGGACGAAAACGACGAGGAAAUAUCGAGGAAUCCAAUAACAAUAUAAAACGAUGGCAUUUCGUGAAUUAGUAGAAGGAGACUGUGGAGGUUCCAGCUCUCUAAUACGUUUGGCAUCGCAUUAUGUGCGAGAUCAUGGCUUCAAGGAAGAAGGAAUUCAUCGACCAUUUAGUUCGUCGGAAACGUUCCAAACACCGGACGCAGAUCAAUUGGUCCAACAAUUCUUAGAGGAACCUGCCUGUCCACAGACGUUUCGAAUGGAUAAUCUAUUACAAGAAAUGAGGGAAAUAGAUCAGAGUAUUCAUCCCCCAAAAACUGGACCUGAGAUCAUAAGGGAAUUAAAGAAUGACUUGGACAAAGCUUGGGGACCUUAUCUUACAUCUCUUACAUCAGACGAAAUAAGGAAUCAGAAUAUUCAUUCAGAAACUGGAUCUGAGAGCAUAACGGAUUUACAGAAUGAUUUGAAUACAGCUUGGGGAAAUCCUUAUCUUACAUCUAAAUCUCUAGACGAACUAAAUGCAGACGAUAUAUGGAAUGCAUCUAUUUUACCCGUUCAAGAGGAGGAAGGCACAAAUUAUGAGAUAAAUGAAUUUGGUUUAGAUCCAAAAUGGGCAGAAGAUUUUUUGGAAUAUAAGACAGAUGCUGUACAGGAUAUUACUAAUAAAAAUAAUAUUGUUCAAAUUAAGGAAGCUGAAGAGCCAAAAUUGGCAUACUCAAGGUUUAUGAAAUUCAUGGAACGAGAAGGUGAUAUUCCUAUAGAAAGCAAUCAAACAGCAAUCAACUUGAAUGGUACAAGCGAGGAAUGGAUAGAACAAUUUAUAGAAAAUGAUGCAGCUAAUCUCAAUGACAAUACAGUUUUGAAUAAAGUAGAAGAAGAAUUAGAAUUUGCAGGUACAUGGAUAGACGAAUUUGUAAAAGAAAAUUCUGUUGCAGGAGAUAAUAUGGAGUCAUUAUGGAAACGAUUUCAAGAAGAAUGGGAUAAGAUCUCUGCAGAUGGAAACUCCUAUACGCACCCGUGGUUAUCAGAAUUCGACACAUAUUAUGAUCCAUUUAAUAAGGAAUAUGAUUUCUCUGAGACAAAUCCUAUGAAAGAUUUGCCAAAUGCUUUGGCAGAAGGCAAGAAACGACUAGAGGCGGGUGAUUUACCAAGUGCUGUACUAUGUUUUGAAGCUGCCGCUCAACAGGAUGAAAAUAAUAUUGAAGCCUGGUUACUCCUUGGCAAGACACAAGCUGAAAAUGAGCAGGAUCCUUUGGCCAUCUCCGCUUUAAAUCGUUGUCUGUGUUUGGAUCCAUCGAACAGCGUUGCUCUCAUGACAUUAGCAGCUUCUUAUGCAAACGAGUCUUACCAAAAGCAAGCUUGCCUAACACUAAAGGAAUGGUUAUUAAAGAAUGAAAAAUACAAACAUCUUGCAGGUUCAGAAUCUAAUAUUAAAAAAGAUGAACAUCCGAAUUUCAAUGUGUCUACCUUAUUAUAUGACAAAAUAUAUGAUGAAGUCAAAGAUCUGUAUAUUCAAGCCGCAAGAAUGAAUCCUCGAGAUGAAAUUGAUGCGGACGUACAGUGUGGAUUAGGUAUAUUGUUCAAUUUAUCGAAUGAUUACAACAAAGCUGUGGAUUGUUUUCAAACAGCGUUGCACGUGCGUCCCGAUGAUUCCAGAUUAUGGAAUAGAUUGGGAGCUACUCUAGCUAAUGGUCAACGAUCAGAAGAAGCUGUAAAUGCGUAUCAUCGUGCCUUAGAAUUAUCUCCUGGAUUUAUUAGAGCACGUUACAAUCUCGGCAUAUCUUGCGUUAAUCUUGCAGCAUAUCAGGAGGCAGGUGAGCACCUUUUGACAGCAUUGAAUCAACAAGCUGCUGGAAGAGGUCCACAAGCUAAUAGUGUACCUCCGAAAGCAAUGUCGAAUACAAUAUGGUCAACGUUAAGAUUAGUUAUAUCAUUGAUGCGCAAAUAUGAUUUAAUGGAAGCCGUAGAGAACAGAGAUUUACCAAGAUUAAAUAAGGAAUUUGGAAUAAUGUAAACGGACACAAAUGCUAUCAGGGAUUAUACAAUGGUUCAUUUUUAUAUAGACUAUUUAGGAAUACAUUCGGAAUUACAUAGGUAAUCAACAAAUAAUAGAAUGUCUUCGAUAUAUUCUAACAUUUAA